Molecule: messenger RNA, 444 nt
Organism: Gongylonema pulchrum
Lineage: Eukaryota; Metazoa; Nematoda; Chromadorea; Rhabditida; Gongylonematidae
Source: the annotation of a GenBank genome assembly
GCAUGCCUAAACGAAGAGGUGAAUAAUUAUAAAAGAACAAAGGAAAUACCGUUUACUUCGGAAUCAAAAUGGAUGGCUGUAGAGUGCGAAAAUGUUAAGAAUGCUGGACGACGUGAACUGUUUGUUAAGGGUGCUCUGGACCGCGUUCUCGAAAUGUGUGUUGGUUAUUUGCGAGAUGGCUUAAAUCCUGUAGCGCUUGAUGAAGCUGCAAAAGAUCGGUUCAUUGAAACGAGCCGGAAACUAGGUUUAAGGGGCUUAAGAGUAAUAGCAUUGGCGUGCGGACAUGAUGAGCGCGAACUGUAUUACGCUGGGAUGGUGGCAAUCGUAGAUCCGCCAAGGCCCGGCGUCGCCGAAAGUGUUGAAAUUGUUCAGUCAGCUGGAGUGAAAGUAAAAAUGGUAACAGGUGAUGCGCUCGAAACGGCGUGCAGUAUUGAAAGGCCCUAG